UAAAGAAAUUCGAUUCCUCUUCUCCAACUUCGUCGUCGUCGAGCAGAGUCAAGCUUUCUACCGCCAUGGAUCCUAACCUCGCAAACAACCCCCAAUUGAUUCAAUUCCUCAGCCAAGAGAAAGAAAGGGCAAUGGCGAACGAAGUGGUGGCGAAGAUAACAAGCUCGUGCUGGGACAAGUGCGUGGACAAGCCAGGAAGCAAAUUCAGCUCCAGCGAGACUUCUUGCCUCAGUAACUGCGCCUUACGAUACAUGGACAUGACUAUGCUCAUCAUGAAACGCUUUCAGCAGCAGUGAUUUUCAUUAUCAUCAUGAUCAUGAUGAUGUUACUUCUUUCCCUUUUAUUUAUUAUUAUUAUGAAAACCGUUUUUUUUCUUCUCUUCUCAUGGCAACUGGUGUUGAACCCCUGCGAUAAUAUUUCUCUUGGAUGAAUUGUUGUGGGAUUAGUUUAUGGUAAUGUGAUUUGAGAUUUUUAUUUCAUGGACUAAUGAAUCAGUGUGGAAUGUUCA
Brassica oleracea var. oleracea is the source of this 508-nucleotide messenger RNA. RefSeq names its product mitochondrial import inner membrane translocase subunit TIM8. The record is from RefSeq and is a predicted model, not a curated record. Bases 66 to 296 code for a protein of 76 amino acids. The transcript has 2 exons. NCBI's taxonomy places the organism in Eukaryota, Viridiplantae, Streptophyta, Magnoliopsida, Brassicales, Brassicaceae.